UCAGCUCUCAAAGUACAACCUACUUUAUUUCAGAAUGUUGAACCUUCUGACAAGAAUUCAAUCCAUUUUGAACUGAUUGCUGAAAGCCAAAAUGCAGAAACAGAGUUUUUCAACAAGGUUUCCAAGAAUCUUUCAAUUAAAAGGUCUUCCCAAAAGUUAUCUCCAGGAAAAAUGCCAAUAAAUGAUCAUGACUCUGGUGUUGAAGAUGAAGAUUUUUCUCCAAGACCAAUUCCUAGUCCUCAUCCUGUGAGUCAGAAGGUUUCUAAGAUCCAACCAUCAGUUCCUGAACUUUCCCUUGUGUUGGAUGGCAAUUUCAUAGAAUCAAAUCCUCUGCCUAAGCCAUUGGAAAUGGUGAAUAAUGAAAAUCCUUCUUUGUUCAUUAAAAACUCUGAACACUUGGAGCCAUUGCAACCCCAGCUUUACAAUGACAAACACAGUCUAGAAGCUGAAGCUGGAGAUCUUUCCUUGAAAGGGCUACCAAGUCAGUCAACCCAGAGCACUGUUCCUUUGAGACACAGCAAAGGAAGACAGCCAUCUAGCUGUAAGAACAGGAACCUGCAUAUCAGGAACAGUGUUAAACCAUCUUCUCUUAAUAGGCCAUCUUCUAAUACAAAUGUAUACAAAGAAGAAUAUCCUGUAAGAUCCUCCACAUUUAAUUCCAAGCAGUCUUCUCUUGCCUCACGGUCUCACCCACACAGUUUUGUUUUUUCAUCCCAUAAUUCAGAAAGACCAAUGGAACUUCAGAUACCCACUCCACCACCACCGUCUUACUGUCCUACAAAUGUUUGUAGUUGUUGUCAGCAUCAUGGCCACGUGCAGUAUAGUUCAAUAAAUUCUUGGCAAGGAGUGAAUACAGUAGGGUCUGUUCAAGACCUCCAGUCUGAAGCCCUUCACAAGCAUUCAUUAUUUCACCCAGGUGGAUGUCCAGCUCUGUACCCUAAUGCAUUCUGUUCUUCAAGUAGUCCUAUAGCCUUGAGACCUCAGGGAAACACGGGUGGUUGCUCUCCCCACAGCACUGUAGAACCAUCGCCUGUGGCAAGACUGCCCUUACAUGUGGACUCAUGUAACCCACCACCUUGUGCAGUUUGCAUGCACACACCCAAGACUGAGUCAGAUAAUGGAAUGAUGGGACUAUCUCCAGAUGCAUAUAGAUUCCUUACAGAACAAGACAGACAGCUGAGACUGCUUCAGGCACAGAUUCAGCGUUUAUUGGAAGCACAGUCUCUGCAGCCCUGUUCCCCUAAGACAACCUCUGCUGAAGACAUGGUGCAAGCUGCAAGACAAAUGGAGCUGGUUUCCAUGGAAGCACAGCCUUCCCCUGGCUUACACAUGAGAAAAAGUGUAAGCAUCGCUGUGAGCACAGGUGCCAGCUUGUUUUGGAAUGCAGCAGGCGAUGAUCAAGAGCCUGCAUCUCAGCAGAGGCAAGAUGAUACCAAGAUUUCCAGUGAGGACAUGAAUUUUUCUGUUGAUAUUAAUAAUGAAGUCACAAGUCCUCCAGGUAGCGCAUCUUCAUUAAAAGCAGUUGAUAUUCCCAGCUUUGAAGAAAGCAACAUUGCUGUGGAAGAAUUUAAUCAACCACUUUCUGUAUCCAA
Neomonachus schauinslandi (Hawaiian monk seal) is the source of this 1592-nucleotide messenger RNA. RefSeq names its product SCL-interrupting locus protein-like. Gene Ontology annotation, biological process: protein localization to centrosome; smoothened signaling pathway; mitotic spindle organization. Gene Ontology annotation, cellular component: centrosome; centriole. The record is from RefSeq and is a predicted model, not a curated record. The transcript has 5 exons. The annotation marks the transcript as partial. Lineage: Eukaryota; Metazoa; Chordata; Mammalia; Carnivora; Phocidae.